Saccostrea echinata is the source of this 2544-nucleotide messenger RNA. RefSeq lists its product as uncharacterized. The transcript has 6 exons. The coding region runs from base 1 to 2544 and encodes 847 amino acids. The record is from RefSeq and is a predicted model, not a curated record. Gene Ontology annotation, molecular function: protein binding. NCBI's taxonomy places the organism in Eukaryota, Metazoa, Mollusca, Bivalvia, Ostreida, Ostreidae.
AUGUUGGAAAUUAUUUUGGAAGGUAUAUUUCAAUCAUGUUUUACAUUUUCUAUCCCAACUUGGGUCGUUAUUAUUGCUGUCAUAUUAGCGUGCUGGUUAAUCUACUGGGAUAAAUCAUUUUCCAAAUUGAAGGUAAAGGGUAAACCAUUGUUUUCGGAAGUAACUCAUAAUUCUUUGGAAAUUUCGUGGAAAAAGCCUUUAUUUGCAGAUCCAGAGUAUUACAUAGUAUAUUACAGAGAGCUUCAUGCACCAGAAAAAUGGGACUCUCUUAGAACUUCAGACAAAUCGCAAACAAUCACUCUAGACAACCUUUCGCCAAAUACAAAAUAUAAAGUAAAAGUCAGCGCAUGCUCUGGAACAGAAGUUGGUCCUCCAGGGGAGGAAAGCGAUGAAAUCAUCACUAAAAGUUUAGCGUUUAAAAUAAAACUGGAAUCCACGCUAGUCAAUGGAUCAUCUACAAAUUCCAUCUCAAAAUAUGCUGUACCCAGAAAAUUUGAAAAUUACGAAGAAAUGAAGAUACAGUCAAUAAAAAUAGGGAAAGAGGAUGUAAGUGCACGAAAUGCAGAUCGGAAAUGUAUUCUGCUAAUGAGUACCCCGCAUUCAGGAAAAACAACCCUUGUUGAAGGGUUCAUGAAUUAUAUCUUUGGGGUAAACUUUGAUGAUCCCUUUCGACUUUGUUUGGCAAAGGAUGAUCCUGAUGAGGCAAAUCAUGAUUGGAUCAAGAUAUACCAAUUUGACGAAUUUGAAGGAGGGAGAAUAACUUUUCCAAUUACAAUAAUUGAUAUUCCGAGAUUUUGUUCCUCAAGGAAUGGAGACGAAAAACAAUUAUAUAAGCAAAUACAUUUUGUUAUGAAUUCGGUUUGCAAAGAAAUUAACUUGCUUUGUUUGGUCACAAAAGGGAGCGAUUUUGACAUGUCUGAAGACCAAAUUAGAUAUUUUAAGUCCAUCUUAUAUUCCUUUGAGGAUCAUUUGUUGGAACAUUUCUGUCUUUUCUAUACUUUUGCAGAUGCAGGUGAAGCUCAUAUUGAAGAAAUACUUCAAGGGAGUGAAAUUACACCAGUUAAGUCCUUUCACGUUAAUUGGUCUUCUCUUUUUAAAAGCAAACAUCGCUUUUCCCCACUUUUCUGGCAAAUGAAUUCAUAUCACCUGGAAUCAUUUCUUGACUUUGUAAGACAGUCGUCUGCUGUGGAUAUCCGCAGAAAGAAAGAUAUGCCAACACCCGAAAAACGAGAGGAGCUAAAAAAUGAUAUAGCUACUCUUCAGCCAGAGAUAACCAAAGAUCUAUCAGAAAUGGGAGAAAUAAAGAUUCAAAUAGUAAUAUUCACUACUCGAAAAGAGGAGAUCGUGUCAAAUGGCGACAUAUCCUUUACAAUAGAAGAAAUCCGACAAAUAAGAAAAGAUCUUGAGCCAGGCGUACAUGUAACAAAUUGUAUGCAUUGUUUUUACACCUGUCAUAAAAAUUGUGGCAUUCCGGAUGACGACGGAAAGAAAAAUUGUAGUGCUAUGGAUGAAGUUGGGUACUGCACGGUAUGCACAAAUCAUUGCAUAUGGUCUAUCCAUAAAAACACUCCAUACAUUUAUGAGUACAUAAAGGAAGAGAUCACAAAAUCAUACCAACAGAUGAAAGGGAAUUACGAAAAAGAAAAGGGUAAAGAGCUUACAUAUGAUGAAUACCUAGAAAAUCUUAACAAGGACAUAAAGGCACUGCUUAUGAGGCUGCAUGGAAAAGUACAAAGAAUGGCAGAGUGUCAACAUGAACUGCAAGGCAUCGAACAAAGUCCAAUUGCCCGAUCAGUUGGCGAAACAAUCGACGAUUUGAUUGAAGCGGAAAAACGAAAACAAGAAAAGGGAUUUGAAAAAAGAAUUGAGAUGUGUGAGGAAUUAAAGAAGUACUCAAAAUUGGUAAAAAUUAGUCGAGUUCAAAGUAAAAACGAAUGUGGUGUUCACGUGCAAUCUGUAUGUCCAACAAGCACACAGACUCAACCUCAAAAUACAACUGUGGAUGCUGCUCUUGUCAAAAUAUCUAGUGGACGCCAGCCAGAAAGAGGGUUUUUUGCUGGUCUUUCGGUUGAGGACUUGGAAAAUAAAGGAUUUAGUAAAAACAAUCCCCCAGAAUAUAAAAGUGGGGAGAUAAGAGAUCUUCGAGGACAAUUAUCAGGAUUGCACAGAUUCAAAACCUGUAUAAAAGUUGGAUCAUCAUCGGGUUUAACAAAAGGAGUGCUGCAUUUGAAUUCCGCUUGUGUAAGACGUCAAUCAUACACCCUUACAGGCCAAACUCAAAACGUUGUAAUUCACAAUCAACUCGAAAUUUGUCCGCAGGCGGACCACUUUUUUGCAACAAGUGGCGAUUCGGGUGCUCUUGUUUUCCAAAUCGAGCCAGGCAUUUCUUCGGCUGAUGAUAAGUUGAUUUGCAUUGGGAUGAUCAUUGGCGUAAACAGUUAUGGGUAUUGCUUAGCAACUCCCAUAAAUGAGGUUCUAGAACGCUUGCCAAUUUCAAAUAAAAGCAAACUUUAUGCCUUCAGAGAGGAGGCCAUGAACCAAUGA